AUGGGACAAGGUUACUCCCUCACAACCCUGUCAGCGGGGUCGGCGGGAAUCGAUGUGCCCGAGCUGUCUGACCUAGUGUAUGAGAGGUCGAUGGGAGGAGGCAGGUUCAUGAAGAGCAUCAGAGCCAAGCAGCAGAAUGGCUUGGUCUUUGUGAAAGUGAUCAUGAAACCGUUCCCUACCAUGGAGCUAGAACCAUACAUCAAAGCAAUCACAAGGGAACGCAAUCUAUUGUCAGAUGUGCCGAACGCGUUGAGCUAUCAGAGGAUUCUUGAAACGGGGACAAGUGGAUACCUGGUGCGUCAGUACAUCCACAGCUCCCUCUAUGACCGAAUGAGCACACGGCCUUUCUUAGAGCAUAUUGAGAAAAAAUGGAUUGCGUUUCAGCUCUUGUGCGCUCUUCGAGAUUGUCAUUCCUUAGAUAUCUACCACGGUGAUAUCAAAACGGAGAAUGUGUUGGUGACAGCCUGGAACUGGCUGUAUCUUUCCGAUUUCUCCUCAUCAUUCAAGCCAACCUUUCUCCCGGAAGACAAUCCUGCGGAUUUCUCUUUCUUCUUCGAUAUAUCCGGCAGACGAACAUGUUACUUGGCCCCCGAACGUUUCUCUGUAGCUGGUGAAGAACCAAGCGGGAGUGGAGUAAACUGGGCAAUGGACAUAUUCAGUGCUGGCUGCGUUAUCGCUGAACUAUUCCUCGAGUCGCCCAUUUUCAACCUGAGCCAAAUGUACAAAUACCGCAAAGGCGAAUACAGUCCAGUGCACAGUCAACUGGCAAAGAUUGAAGAUCCAGAUAUUCGAGACUUGAUCCUCCAUAUGAUUCAACUCGAGCCUGAAUCGCGAUACUCCGCAGAUGAAUAUCUCAACUUCUGGAAAGGAAAGGCGUUCCCGGAAUACUUCUACAGCUUUCUUCACCAGUACAUGUCUCUCAUGACCGAUCCUUCAUCUGGCCGACCAGAUGCCGGAGCAGACUCAAACAACCGAGGAGAAGCGGAUGAACGAAUCGAGCGUGUCUAUCUGGACUUUGACAAGAUAUCCUACUUCCUCGGUUCUACAGCCCGGGGCGUCGGGGGAGGAUCCGGUAUAACUAUCCCUAAUUUGACUGGCAAUGCUCUCCCUGUGAAACUUGAUCAACCAAGAGGCGAGGUCCCAACCCCGACUCAGUCCCAGCCCGAUGAGGGUGCUCUGAUCUUCCUCACACUGGUAGUUUCCAACCUGCGGAAUACAGGCAAAGCAUCGGCUAGAAUCAAAGCCUGUGACAUUCUUCUUGCUUUUGCAGAAAGGUUGUCGGAUGAAGCGAGACUGGAUCGAGUGCUCCCGCAUAUCAUGAUUCUUCUAACUGACCGUACUGAUACCGUCAAAGUCGCUGCGAUCCGCACCCUGACCCAACUACUCGAAAUGGUCCAAGUAGUGUCCCCAGUCAACGCCUAUUUGUUCUCCGAAUACAUUUUCCCACGACUUCAACCGUUUGUGGCUACCUCCAGCAAUAAUCCCAGUGCGAUGGUGCGUGCAGCAUACGCCUCGUGCAUCGCGUCCUUGGCCCAAUCUUCCUUGCGCUUUCUGGACAUGAUUCAAGCGUUACGCUCCGACACCCGUUUGGCUGCGUUGAUACCGGUUGGCUUUGAGCCCCGGUGGUCCGAAGAGGCGACUUACCACAAUCUUUACGAUGUGGCCCGAGUUGACCUCUUGGAAUAUUUCGAAGCUCACACGAAAGCACUCUUGACGGACACAGACGCAUCAGUACGGCGGGCAUUUCUAGGAUCUGUGUCUAGUCUUUGUGUUUUCUUCGGAAAUCUCAAGGCCAAUGAGGUUGUUCUGAGUCAUUUGAAUACGUACCUGAAUGACCCCGAUUGGAUUCUCAAAUGCGCUUUCUUCGAGGCCGUGAUAGGCGUCGCAGCUUACGUGGGAAGUCUCAAUUUAGAACUAUACAUACUGCCACUCAUGGUUCAAUCAAUGACAGAGCCUGAGGAAUUCGUCGUUGAAAGAGUCAUUCGAUCUCUAGCAGCCAUGGCAGACCUUGGCUUGUUCCAGCGGCCAACGAUGUGGGACCUGCUCCACACAACUGCAGGCUUUCUGGUGCAUCCAAAUCUCUGGAUUCGAGAAGCUGCGGUGAAGUUCGUUAUGAACUCCUCCAAAUUCUUAUCGAUAGCGGACAUACAUUCCAUCCUGACACCCAUAAUUCGUCCAUUCCUCAAGAUCCAAAUCGUUGGCUUUUCCGAAAUCCGCAUUCUCGAUGCCCUGAAACGACCAAUCUCGAGGAGUGUAUAUGAAUCGGCUUUGCAGUGGGCCUCAAAGACCGACCGCGGGGUGUUCUGGAAAUCCACUAGCCGCGAGGGGAUGUUCCACUUGUCUGAGCCCAGGGCCUUUAGUCCUCGUGUUGGACAACGAACCCCUGCCUUGACCAUGGCCAGUCAACCCAAAAAUGACGAGGACGAGCAAUGGUUGAGCCGCCUCAGAAACUUUGGAAUGACCUUAGAGGACGAGUCUAAGCUGCUUGCACUGAAGGACUAUGUUUGGAGGGUCUCACUGCGACAAUCUAGAGAAGUCAAUAAUCACAUCUCUCCCCCCUUGAAUGAUAUCGUCAGCCUAACCCAACACGGCAUCAAGCCACAAACUGUUUUCUUUGACAAAGAGCUCAGAGAACAACCGCGAAGGGGGUCAUUGGAUGAAAAUGACGGGAACGCCGGGGAUGAUGCGAGGCCAAGAACCAUCGCAGACGCCUUGCUCGACGCUUCAACGACUAUUGAGCGAAACCCCAGUCUUCACCGCAGGCACUUGCGCUCAAAAAGCCAUGCAUCAAAAGACCAAAGGCCAUCCCCUGGCGCUCCUCUUUUGGACGGCAAUGAUUCAUCCCCUCUCUCGUCGUCACCACUGUCCUCGUCCCCUGCUACGAGAUCGGGGUCUCGCGCAUUAUCUCCGCCAAACUCGGACACUGACCGCAGACCUUCCACUUGUGGGAGUAGUCCCGGCCAAGAUGGAUCAUUAACACCAACAAACGCAGAGACACGAAGCUUGGCUAGCUGGGUUAACAAAAGACCCAGUGCGAUCAACUUGCUGAAUGGAAAAGACACCGGCAAAGCCUUUGCCGAGACAGCCACAAGCGCCGCCAAUGCCUUUGGAAAGGUUGACGCACCAGUUCAAAGAGGCGGGACACCCCAGCCAUCUACAUCCAUAUUUCCAGAGCGAAAGCCCCAGACGAUCUCGCAAAAGUACCGGGCCAACCAUUCAUAUUCGGGGAAUCAUCCCGCUGUUUUACGGCUGUUGGACAACGUCUUCGAGGAAAAUUACCCUACAGACUUGUUUGACCUUGGUCCAUAUGUGAAAGAAGUUGAUACCCGACAACCGAUUCGCGGCGCCACCGAUCAAGAGCCGAACAAGGUCUGGAGACCAGAAGGAAACUUGGUUGCAACUUUUGGUGAACACAGUGCGCCGAUCAAUCGCAUAGCUGUUGCGCCAGAUCACUCAUUCUUUGCCACUGCUUCCGACGAUAGUACAGUGAAGAUAUGGGAUACCACCCGUUUAGAAAGAAAUCUGACACCACGGUCUCGUCAGACCCACCGUCAUGCGCCGGGCUCCCGGGUGAAGGCUUUGACCUUUGUGGAAAAUACGUAUACUUUCAUCAGUGCAGCUACCGACGGCAGUAUUCAUGCUGUCCGGGUUGAUUAUCAGAAAGUCAGCCAGACUGCUGUUCGCUAUGGCAAACUUCAGAUCGUUCGCGAAUAUCAGCUUCCCGCUGCCGAGGACGGAACCCCAGAGCACGCUGUUUGGAUGGAACACUUCCGCGAAGAAGGCCAGUCCACAUUAAUCAUAGCAACAAAUACCUCCCGCAUCAUUGCCCUGGACAUGAAAACCAUGCUUCCAAUCUACACACUGGAGAAUCCCAUCCAUCAUGGCACCUUGACUACUUUCUGCUGUGAUCGCAGGCAUCACUGGCUACUGGUUGGCACCACUCACGGUAUUCUUGAUCUCUGGGAUCUGCGUUUCCGCGUACGACUGAAGGCUUGGGGUCUUCCGGGUUGGGGUGCAAUCAAUCGCAUCCAACUGCACCCAGUGAAGGCACGUGGACGCUGGGUCUGCGUGUCCAGCAGUGGCAGCCAUGGCAAUGAGAUCACCGUAUGGGACAUUGAAAAGUUCCGCUGCCGUGAAGUCUACCAGGCGACCCCACUGGGCAUCGGUAGUAAUGCUUCCAGUACCGCUCAUCCCUCCCGUACCUCUGCUCAUCCAACCCACAUCGCGCCGAGUGACUACGAAGCAUGGCGAGUCGACGGCGACCGACCGGAAGGCAUGCUAAGUCGGUUCGCCACCAGCGAUACAGAAGGCACUUCCAGCAACUCGGCUGGUGAUCGGCUCGGUAUCUGGACCUUUGCCGUUGGUCUCAAUGCUCCCGAUGAAGACAAGGACUCUAGCACAAAGUGUGGGUAUAUCAUAUCUGCUGGGUGCGACCGAAAGAUUCGCUUCUGGGAUUUGGCUCGGCCAGAUCUUUCGUCUAUAGUCAGCGGCUUAGACAUUGUGUCGGACGGAAGUGCUGGCGGCAAGCCGCACUACGAGCAGUCUCAACCAAGUCCGAAUCUUUUGGUCACUACUGAGCGGCUCCCUAGUUCGUCUACUGGUGGCAACUUGAGAGAUGCCAGGAAGGGAGCAAGUCGGCCACCCCGGAGUACGGUCAUUAGUCUGCAGCAACAGAUGUUGUUGAAAAGCCAUUUAGACGUGGUUCAAGAUGUGGCAGUCUUGCGUGUUCCAUAUGGCAUGGUUGUUAGUGUCGACCGGGCCGGCAUGGUCUAUAUCUUUUCUUGA
This is a messenger RNA of Penicillium salamii, 4785 nucleotides long. The record is from the annotation of a GenBank genome assembly. NCBI's taxonomy places the organism in Eukaryota, Fungi, Ascomycota, Eurotiomycetes, Eurotiales, Aspergillaceae.